This is a messenger RNA of Eimeria necatrix, 228 nucleotides long. RefSeq lists its product as hypothetical. NCBI's taxonomy places the organism in Eukaryota, Apicomplexa, Conoidasida, Eucoccidiorida, Eimeriidae. Bases 1 to 228 code for a protein of 75 amino acids. The record is from RefSeq and is a predicted model, not a curated record. The transcript has 3 exons.
AUGGAGCAAAAAGCAGCUGCAGCCACGUGGAGCCUGUAUUUUUCUCUUCUUAAUCAAGUCCGGACGUUGAUGCAGGACGCAGAGGCGCGCUCCACAUUACGCGCAUCCACAAGGUUCGUAGUGGGCAAACGCGAAUACGUGCUGCAGUGCAGUGUUCGAAACAGCUUGUUUGAGUUGGACGAGGAAGAUCUUGAGGAGAAGGUUUUACGCUGGUCGCUCCCGCGUUGA